AUGCGAACUGUCGCUCAUCAGAUAGUGCAACAGUGUGGCAGCACCCAAAGCACUGCUUUCCAAGGUGAAUCACAAUCAUGAUAUGUCCAACAGAACCCUGUAUCUGUCUGUUGAUUGCACCGCUGACUCGCGUUCUUGGUCCAUUCACGCAAGAAAGUUAUGUCCGACUAUUGCAAGAAGUGGGAGAAGAUCCACCGAGUCACUCUCCAUCCUAACCGGGUCAUUUGGGCCAAACAACUCAAGAGCAUGUUCCGGACCAAGGCUGCGAAGGCGUACACACAUUCCUCUCCAUUAUACGCCCUAUCACGCACAGCUCAACUGCGAAAAUUCUGCUUGGACGAUGCGUCCGAACCGAUGACUCACGGAGUUGCCUAGUGAGUUUUCUUCUCCAUCCGACGCAUUGUCGCGCUUGCAUCUGCUAAUGCAUGGCUUACACGUCGUACGUGUGUCCUGCAGUUUUCAACCUUUUAAUGCCACGAACAACAAGUCACUCAUUUGCGUACUCGCAUCCUUGCAUUCGAUCGAUAUCCUGAUCGCCUUUGCCACCAUGGGAAAUGUUGCCGAAGACGGUUCACAAUUCCUUGGGAUUGAUUCGUCUUGGCGGUAUCUGAAUGAGAACCGUGCCCCGCUUACCAUUCUUGCGACGAUGGGUACGAACGAACAGAUGGCGUUGGGUUAGUCGCGAAGGAGGCCCUGCCCAAUCCUGUGCCUGCUUGCGAGUCUCAGCGUCUUCAGCCUUCGGCGCUGAUCAGUUUUCGCACAUUCUCUUUUCUGUAGGGCCUAUGCUACUCUCGAGUGACGUCAAGCAAGGGACGUUGCUGCAUUAUUUGGACGUUGUGAAGGACCUAGUCGAAAAAUGGGCCGCCAUUAUUGUCAGAGGUAGGUUCGGCAGUCAGUUUGUCGAUACUUUGGCCUUGACACAGCGCAUUGACAUGUCUUUCGCGAAGCGUAGAUGCUCAACGGGGCUCUGUCAGCGAACUGCCCGGUAACCUGCCCAAUCUGCUGGAGAACGCUCAGUAUAUUGUACAGCACCAGUGGCAACCGCCCAACUUGAUGAUCGACAAGUGCAGGACCGAACUGAGCGCCCUCAAAAAAUGUGAGGCACUUUCCUCUUAGGCGGUGAUCAUUGGUCUCAGGGGUUAUUUUAUCUGACCUAUCAUUUUUUGUGAUCUCCCCUCACGGGUCUGUGUCUGCAACAGGGGCAUCGCGGCAUGGGCUCGAGUUUCAAAUUCGACUUUGUCAGUUUCAUGCGAUUCAAGCAAUUACUCGGUGGUCAACGGAUGCAACCCAUGCGAGCAAGACUGACAGGUCCCCAGUAUCAAAGCCCAUAUUGGUCCAUAUUUUGCGUGAUUUUCGUUCAAUCAUCCAACACUUCUGGUUCGUCAGGGGUCCACAGGAAACGGAGGAGCUUGCAAACGUGCGACGACGUCAGGAAUUUGACGCAAGAGUGCAGACAUUUCUAACCCGAACCGAUGAAUGGAUCCUUAAGUCGCACUCAUCCGAUGAAACGUCAACAACGGAUGUUGGGAAGGCAAAGAUCAAGAAGUUCCAGCUACAAGUUCGUGACUACUUCAUGCAGAAUUGGUUCGUGGUGUGA
Messenger RNA from Microbotryum saponariae, 1597 nucleotides. NCBI's taxonomy places the organism in Eukaryota, Fungi, Basidiomycota, Microbotryomycetes, Microbotryales, Microbotryaceae. The record is from the annotation of a GenBank genome assembly.